Messenger RNA from Mobula hypostoma (lesser devil ray), 8461 nucleotides. RefSeq lists its product as uncharacterized. The transcript has 2 exons. Bases 281 to 1255 code for a protein of 324 amino acids. NCBI's taxonomy places the organism in Eukaryota, Metazoa, Chordata, Chondrichthyes, Myliobatiformes, Myliobatidae. The record is from RefSeq and is a predicted model, not a curated record.
CCGGAGGAUCAGCGCAGGUGUCAACGUCGCACAUUGUUUCGAAAAUUGCGCAUGCGUGUAGUGGACAAAAGAACUCCGGAGGAUCAGCGCAGGUAUAUAGCCCACUGCAUGAUUAAACAAAGAUAACAAACAGAUCAAUGACGUGUUGAAUGAACCAAACUGCUUAACUGAAACUGAAACAGGUGUAGAAGGAAUCAAACUGGGCGAAGGACAACCAAACUAAAAGGUGAGGGUGUGGCAGAUGUGACAAUUUAACCUUGAAAUCCUCAAUUCUUACACAAUGGCAAGAGUGAGCAUUGCAACAAGACACAAGGUGGUCAUCCUGCAUCAGCAAGGUCUCUCCCAAGCGGAAAUUUCGCGGCAGACAGGUGUUUCAAGAUGUGCUGUCAAAGCUCUUCUGAAGAAGCACAAAGAAACAGGCAAAAUUGAGGACCAGAAACGCAGUGGCCGGCCACGGAAACUGAGUGCAGCAGAAGAGAGGUACAUCAUACUGACAUCCCUUCUAAAUCGGAAAAAGUCCAGCACCGCUAUUAGCUCUGAACUCACAGAAACUACUGGAACUCAAGUACACCCUUCUACAGUUCGGAGAAGUCUUGUCAGAAGUGGUCUUCUGAAGCUGAAAGAAUGUAAGACAGCUCAGACUCGAUUUGAAGUGGGUGGUCCUGUGAGUGACGCUUGCAAUGACACUACAAGUAAGGCUAGUGCUGCCGGCGUUCCACCCAGUGAAACACCUGCUUCUGAAGCUCCACCUGAAGAAUUAAAGCUUACAGUGAGCAGUCUCCCUAUGCAGCGCUGCUACCGGAAAUCCAGAGAAUUACAGCCUACGUCGGACAGGCGCCGGAAACAGGGACACCCUCUGAACUCCGAGGAAUUACAGGAUGGGCAUUGCAUAGACUCUGCAGAGUCGCCCAGCGACUCAAGUGAGGAUGACAGUGAUGAAGCACUAAGAUUGACGGCUAUGUCACAACUUUCUCCAAUAAAGACCAAGGGAGUGAAGGUACAUAUGACUGAAGAUGAAACUAUUGAUAAGCUAGUGGUAGAUCCAUCAACUAUUGCUCAACCACUCAACAAUCUCCUGAAGGACAGGGAAAGGCAUGGCAGCGUGGUGGUUAGCACAACACUUUACAGUACCAGCAACCCAUGUUCAACUCCUGCUGCUGUCUGUAAGAAGUUUGUACGUUCUCCCCGUGACCGUGUGGGUUUCCUCCGGGUGCUCCGGUUUCCUCCCAAAGUCCAAAGACGCAGUGGUUGGUAGGUUAAUUGGUCUUUAUAAAUUGUCCUGUGAUUAGGCUUGGGUUAAAUCAGGUGUUGCUGUGCGGUGCAGCUUGAAGGACUGGAAGGGCCUAUUCUGCCUUGUAUCUCAAUAAAUAAAUGAAGUGCUCAGACGAUCCUCUUGAUUUUUAAUGAAGAACAACUGUGAGCAUUUCAAACUUUAAAGGUGACAUUGUGCACUGCAUCUGCAUUAAGAAUCCUGAUAGAGGUACAUAAUACACCCUGUAUAUCAAAGAAGAACACAUGAUAGCAGUCGUAAUUCAAGAACAUGGAGCCUGACAGCAUCGUGUUCAUUAUUACGUUGCCAAAGAUCUGAUUGUAUACACUGAUGAUUCAGUGCUUGAGAGAGGAAUUUGAAUGAUGAUUUAUGGAAUCGAAAUGCUGGCAUCAAGAAGCGUGGCUCCUGGUACCUCUGUGCAACAGGCAAAACUAAAAGCUUUGAUUGAAGUCUGUAAAUUGGCAAAAGAAAGAUCAGAUUAUAUUGCCAUUAAUUCUCAAUAUGCUUUUGGAGUUGUCCAUGGUUGUGGAACUCUAUGGAGACAGAGGUUUUCUUAAGGCUGUAGGAAUCCCAAUCAAGAAUGGCCGUAUUAUACAAGAGCUUAUGGAUGUCAGGAAACUGUUGUCAAAAGUUGUUGUAUUAAAAUAUAAAAGCCACUCCAAAAUGACUACAUUGGAAAGCUGUGGGAAUGCAUUGGUGGAUGAAAUUGCAGAAAAGGUUAGCAAGAAAUAUAUAGUGAACCCAACAACUGGAAUUUUGAAAACAAAGGUGAACUCUGCAGAAGAACAUACAAGAUAAUCUGGUACAGCAAAUAUACAUAUUGGUGUGCAAAAGAUAUUUGACAGAUUCUCCCAGUGGUGGUGGAAUCCAUCGUUCAGGGCACAAGCUUGACAAAAGUUUGAAAGGUGCAUGACUUGCCAGAAAAUAAAUCCUUCAGCAGCAGAAAAACUACCACAUUUAAGUGCUCCUUCCCCACCUGGUCCACUUUCACAGUUACAAGUAGACUACAUUUCCUACUAAGGAUACUAAACUGGUAAUAUUGUGCAAGUUUUCAAGAUGAGUGGAAGCUAUUCCAGCAAGGAAAGCUACUGACACACACACACCUGUAUUCCUGGAUGGGGGAUCGCCACGUCACAUUGACUCCAGCCAAAGAACACAUUUCACUGGUAGUGUUUGUCAGGAAUUAAAUCAACUGAUGAAUAUUGAAUGGAAUUUUCAUUGUCCACAUUAUCCAGAAUCAUCAGGACAAGUAGAAUGAUUGAAUGGAAUCAUUAAAAAAAUGACUGACCAAGUAUCAUAAGGAAGGUGUACCACAGCUUACAGCUCUUUCUGUGAUCUUAUGUAGCAUAACAACUCCUCCAAGCAAGACAAAUAAACUUAAGUCCAAUCGAGCUGGUAACAGAUCAUCCUCUGUCCUACUGGGGCAGCAUGGCAGUGUAGUGGUUAGCAUAACACUUUACAGUACCAGCAACCUGGGUUCAAUUCCUGUAUGUUCUUUCUUCGACUGUGUGAGUUUCCUCCAGGUGCUCUACUUUCCUCCCACAGACCAAAGACGUACCGGUUAGACUGGGGUUGAGUAGGUGGGCUGCUGGGUGGCGUGGCUCAGAGGGCCUGCUCCACGCUAUAUCUCAAUACAAUACAUGUCACUCCUGGGAGCCCUCUAUAUCAGGGAGGCUGAUACACACAUUAUGGCAGACAGUUUAGUUAACUAUUGUCUGAACUUAACCGAAGCUGUCAGGGCUGCUUCUCAACCAUUUCUGCUGCUUGGGAGGACACACCCUGAUUUCUGGUGAUUGGGUCUUGAUAAGAAAACAUGCAAGGAACCGCUGGGAGCUGGAAGUGAGCUGAAGUGGUAUCCUAUGAAAACAAUAAGUGCUGUGAUUAAUGUGCUAGUAACCUCUUGGUCACAGUGCCUACACUGCUUAGCUACACUAAGGAAAUUAUUAACCAACCAGAAGACUACUACUGCAAGUGAGUUAAAGUACUUUACAAAGACACAAGCACUGCGGCUAAUGUACCAGUAACUUCUGUCACAGUCUAUGCUGCUUGCCUACAGUGAACAAAUUACUAACCAGCCAGAAGACUUCAAACAAGUUGAAAACUACUGGACAUUAUCGUUUCUUCUAAUAUUAUUUGUUACUAAAUUUUUGCCAAUUUUCUCACUUAUAAUUCGCCUGUUGAGAUGUCUCAUUAUGUAUACUUACAUUAUUGAUGAUCUGAAAUAUUACAAUUCAACAAAGCUCCUGUAAGGAAUAAAUGGUCUAAGUUCAUGGAACAGUAUGUACUUUUUGUGCAGAGAGGGAACCUACAGCUCCUUUCCAUGUGAUCAGUUAGGAUCUUGUAUGUUUUUCCUGCCGUAAGACAUACAUACACCUUAUCUUUACCUCCUAAGUCUAGGACAACGGUUCCCAACCCGGGGUCCAUAGACCCCUUGGUUAGUAGGGGUGCAUGGCACAAAAAGGAUUGGGAACUCCUGCUCUAGAAGUAAAUGAGUUAUUUCAGAAGGAGAUCAUUUAGCAUUAAUUUUAUUCCCAUUUUUUGGUGUUGCAAGGAGUAUACAGGAGAUUAAAAAUGUUCCUACAGCCUUAGGAAGAGUAAGGAAUGACACUGCUGAAUAUGGGAAAAGUAACAACAGAAAUGACCCCCAUGUGUAAGGUGGUUCUUUAAAAUUACAUGACAUUAGAUCUUCUCUUAGCAGUUAAGGGGGAACGUGGCCAGUUAUAACCAAGGAGUGUUGUACUGACAUAACUGAUGAAUCUUAAGCCAUAACUCAUUUGGCUGAUAGUAUUCAUAAAGAAGCACCUGAAAUACAUCAAUCUGAUUGAUGGGAUUUCUUUGAUAGGAUUCAUUCAAGUCUCAGAAGCUAGGGUUACUCAAUAUUAUGAGUCAUAUUAAUUAUACUAAUACGCCUUAUCGCACAUCUUUUUUACUUGUUUAAAGGUGAUCAUUAAUAGAACAGUUCAAACUCGAGUAAGUGUGCCUAAUAAUCUGCCUAACUAUGACAUAAUCUUAUGAAUGCUUUGAAGAAUAUAUACCCUUUGAUAUAUUUUUUAAAUACUUUAUUUUCAAAAUUUUCAAAAACAAAAUCAACAAGAACAUAUAAGCUCAGACAUGUGUGAAAAUAAAAUGAGCAAAAAAAAGGGGAAAAAAAGGACAUAACAUUGGAGGGAUGCCCGUUGUACAGAGUGCUGAAAAGUGCUAAACAUUAAGUCUCGAAUGAGGGCCGUGAGAGAUUAGCUGGGGGGAAAUUGUUCAUCUGCCCCCGGCCUCGUCUAGGUAGACAAGAAAUGGAUCCCAGAUAGCCGAAAAUUUUAUAAUUGAAUUGGUUCUCAAGAACCUGAGUCUCUCCGUCUGUAUGACUGAGACCAUGUCAGCCAUCCAUCUCUGGAAGGAAGGGGGAGGGGGUGAUUUCCAUUCCUUCAAGAUAAGUCUUUUAGCGACAGUCAUUGCCAGCAUCAGAGAUUGUUGUAUGGCUGUAGGGAAGCACAGAGUGGAUUGUGAACAGCCAAAGAUGGCGAGACCAGCUUCCAAGGGGAAGGAACUUUUAUAGGUCUUUGAGUAUCAGUCAAAUAUUUUGGACCAAAAUCCAGUCAGUGAAGGGCAAAACCAAAAGGUGUGUGAUAACGUGCCCUCUGUCCCUUGACAUCUGUCACACAUUGGCAAGACAGAAGGGUAAAUCCUGUGCAACCUGAGUUUAGAAUAGUGAAGAUGGUGGACAACUUGGAACUGGAUCAGUUGGUGUCUGCUGUUAGCAGAGCAAGCCUGUACCAUGACAAACUCUUGUCCCAGGCAGCUUCAGAUAGUUCAAUGCCCAAUUCCUCUCUCCAGGCCUCCCUGAUCUUCACAGUAGAGGCUAUCUUCUUCGACUGUCCAUCGAUUUUGAUGUUGACUGUGCUGAGAGUUUAGUCUCUGCAGGCACGUUUAUGGGCCACAAGACCAGCAUUGGAUCGGCACUGUCUCCCACAUCGGUUGCAUUUGUGAUUUGACUGGUCUAGCACCGAAUGUCUGCGUUCAUGACCUGCUUCAUAUUUCUUCUGCCUUUUCUCCUCGAUAGCUGGGAUUGACUUCUUGACAAUACAGUGCCAACCUCUUCUGUCCAAAGCAUUUUUCUCCCAGGUGUUGACAUUCAUGUCAGUGUUCUUCAUAUGGCGCUUGCGCACAUCUUUGUAGUGCAGCUUCUGACCGCCGUGCUUCCUCUUUCCUUCAUGUAGCUCACCAGAGAAAACAGCUCUGGGUAAACGAUCACCGCUCAUUCUCAUGACAGUAACCAGUCCAACACAGCUGAGAAGCUGUAAUGAGCGAUUCUAUGCUGACUGGCCCAGCACAUUUGAGCACCUCCACAUCUGGUACCCACUCUUGCCACUUGAUGUGUAAUAUUUGGCGUAAAAGCCUGUGUUGUGUCUUGGUCAAUUUCUUGAUGUGCUUCUGAUACAAUGUCAUCGUUUCAGUUGAAUAAAGCAGAGAUGGUAAAACACCUGUAGUACAACCAUCAAACAAACGUACAAACUUAGAGACGAGAUGUCUGGAGUCAGGAGGGUUCUUUAAGAUAUCAAAAGAGAUAUGCUUCCCUGGAAGGAUUUCAAAAUUACAAAUCUUGGAUUGGACGUAGUGUCUAAUUUGUAAGUAACGAAAAAAGUGCGAAUGAGGCAGCUCAAAUUUCUCUUUCAGCAGACUAAAUGUUGCAAACCAUUCCUCUAUGUACAGGUCUUCAAUAGAAACUAGGCCCUUCUCCCUCCAAGCAAGGUAGGUUUUGUCUGACCAUGAGGGUAGAAAGGAGUGAUUGAAACAGAUUGGUGUUUGUACAGAGGUCUCUGGCAGAUUCAGAACACUCCUAAUCUGAUUUAGAAUUCUGACGGAGUUUUUCAAAACGAAACUUAGGCAUUUUGAAGUCCCAGGCUUUUCUAACUUAGAGAACAGCAUGGCUGGUAAGGAGGAAUUGACAUCAGAGUUAGACUCCAUAUGUAGUCACAAGGGGGCCCCAGGGGCUUAGUUAUCCGGAGCCCCCCGUUGCAGUAAUAGUGUCUGAAUACAGGUAAUCCCAGCCCUGCUUCAGACUUGGGCUUUUGCAAAUGAAUUUUCAAAAUCCGGUGGUUCUUGUAAUUUCAGAUGUAAGACAAAAUUAUGGAGUCCAACUCUUUAAAGAAGGCUGAUGUAAGAAAAACGGGGAGAUUUUGACAAAGAUAGAGAAACCUAGGAAGGGAAACCAUUUUAAUUGAACUUAUACGACCAAUCGUGGACAGAGGUAGGGUUUUCCAACUUUCUGUUUAACUUUUGAGAUAAACUCCACGAAGUUUAAUUUAAAUAUUAGUUUAGGAUCUUUGGGUAUUGCCAAGCCAAGUUAAGUAAAGUGAUCUUUAAUGACUUUAAACGGGACACUUUCCAAAAAACACAGCGUGUAGAUGUCGGAGAGGGGCACAAAGUCACUUUUUGUCCAAUUGAUUGAGUAUCCCGAUACACGAGGAAAUCUGCAGAUGCUGGAAUUUCAAGCAACGUCGACUGUACCUCUUCCUAGAGAUGCUGCCUGGCCUGCUGUGUUCAGCAGCAACUUUUAUGUGUGUUGCUUGAGUAUCCUGGUAGUCUGCCAAAAGAAGUGAUUAAAUCUAGAAGAAGGUGGACUGAGUUUUCUGAGUUUUGUAAGUACAGUAUCACAUCGUCGGCAUAUAAACUUAUAAGUGUUUCAAUAUCUCCCACUUUCAAACCCACAAUAUUUGGGUGACUUCUUAUUUUUAGGGUGAGGGGCUCUACUGCGACGGCAAAGAGGGCCAGUGAGAGAGGGCAACCCUGCUGAUCUGAACAGUGUAGGGGAAACACAGUUGAAUUGUCGCCUUUGGUUAUAAUAGAACACAUUGGGCUGGCGUAUAUCAGUUUUACCCGGGAUAUAAAUGACUCGCCAAACCCAAAUCUGUACAGUGACUCAAACAUGUAGGCCACUCAAUCUGGUCAAAGCCUUCUGUGCAUCAAAGGAUAAGAUUGCUGCCCCACUAGCUUUCCCAUGAUCAUACAUAGUAUUAAGGAGACGUCUGACAUUGGAAAAAGGGAACCUGCCCAGGAUGAAUUUAUUUAGCCAGUUACCCAGCAUUUUAGUGAUUACCUUUCUAUCCAAGUUCUGAAGUGCAAUGGGCCUGUAGCUGACCGGGUCUGUUUCCUCUUUACCUUUCUUUAGAAUGAGGGAAAUGUUAGCCUCAUACAAUGUUUCAGGCAAGGCUUUGUCUCUCUAGAGCAAGAUAUCAUUCUGAGGAGAAGUGGGGCGAGGAUAUCACAAAAUUUCUUAUAAAAUUCGCAGCCAAAUCCAUCCGGCCCAGCUGCCUUGCCAGACGGAAAUGACUUAAUGGCAGAGGUUAUUUCUUCCAAUGUGAAGUCAGAAUCUAGGUCCUCCCUAGCAGCGUCACUAAAUUUCGGCAUUACACGAGAGUCAAGUUAUUCAAAUCAGAUGGAGUGGCAUCGCAUUUAAAAGUGUAGAGUUCACUGUAAAAUUCUUUAAAACAGUCAUUUACCUCCUUGGGGUUAGUUAACUGGAUGCCCACCCUCAAUCUAAUGCAGUGAUAUUAAAUAUCCUAAGUAAUUUUUUGAUUAUGUUAUACUUAAUGUGGAUACCACAAGAUUUUCUGCCUCUGAAUUGUCAGAUGUAAUGAUUCUCAAAGCGUGAUUUAGAAUCAAAGGUCGAAUUGCUGAGUCUGACAGUUUAAUUUUUGAAUUACACUGUCUAGUUAUCAUUUUCUUUGCAGUCUAACAAUUAUUUGUUUGUAUUUUAAGUAGCAUUUAUAUACAUAGUAGUUUAAUAUGCCUUCUAGUGGCUAUACAAAGUAUAAUUCUAGAAGCUUCUUUGUUCUUUCAUUAAAUAAAUGAACAUUUUCUCAUUGGUUAACUUAUACUGCAGUAUUCACUAAGUGGUUUUGAACCGGUCUAUUGUUAUUUAUGGAUUUGAAUGCAAUUUUUAAAAUUUUGGGUAUAAAAGUAGCUGUUUCACACUAGGUGUAAUCUGUAGAUCCUCUCUUCAAGUUGUAAGGCCCUUGUCACUGUUCUGCUCCUGUUCGCUUUGUUGUCUAACUCCUAAUAAACUGUUCAUGUAUUAUACCUUUCCUGAUUUUUCAAAAAACUGUGGAUUCGAACACCAGAAUCCAACAUGAGAAUCAGAUUAACAUGUAUACAGUUAAUAUAAGAUGAUUGAUGUGGCUAUAAACUGCUUUCAAA